UCCAGCUGCAACCACCACAUGUGGCUUUCCCUAUCCCUGGCCUUGUGACUCAGGCGGCCCCCGAAGGAAGCAAUCCUCUUUUUGGCAAUCACCAGGAACGGGAGAGGAGGAGGGGGGCUAGGUGGUGACAUCACAGUUGAAGGGUAUAAAAACUUCAAGGCAAAAUAGAAUUGAAAUUGAAGAUACAACCUGACAGAGCAGCCUGCGAUCCUGGGGCCCCUUCAGCCUCAUCCCCACAGACGUCUGGCGGCAGAUUCCCCCUAUACCAAGGCCUACCUGCUGACUCCAUGCUGGCUUCUCCCUGCCUUCUGUGGCUCCUGGCCAUGACCUUCUCCUUGGUUCCUAGAGCUCAGCCCUUGGCCCCUCAAGACUUUGAGGAAGAGGAGGAAGAUGGCACAGCGUUGCCACCGGCUGUUCCCUGUGACUAUGACCGCUGCAGACACCUGCAGGUGCCCUGCAAGGAGCUGCAGAGGGCUGGCCCAACUGCCUGCCUGUGUCCGGGGCUAUCCAGCCCAGGUCAACCUCCCGAACCGCCACGCCUGGGAGAGGUGCAUGUUGUGGCUCAGGAGGGUCUGGCCAUUGUCCACUGGUGUGCCCCUUCCUCCCCGGUGCACCAUUACUGGCUGCUGCUUAGGGAAGGCAAUAGAGCGCCGCAAAAGGGUCCCCUGCUGAACGCUACCUUCCGAAGAACAGAGCUUAAAGGACUGAAGCCUGGAGGCUCUUACAUUGUUUGCGUUGUGGCAGCUAAUGAGGCUGGGGAAAGCCAGGUGCCCGGUUGGGAGGGCCCCGAGGGGGCAGACGUGUCUGCCUUUGGGCCUUGCCGCCGCCUAUCCGUGCCGCCAACCCCCCUCACCCUGGUCCACACCGCUGUGGGGGUGGGCACUGCCCUGGCGCUGCUGAGCUGCUCCGCCCUGGUCUGGCACUUCUGCCUGCGGGAACGCUGGGGCUGUCCACGCAGUGCUCCCUCCAGAGCCGCAGGGGCACUCUGAAGGGGCCUGGAGGAACAGUCAAGUCCCACCUGGGGUGUUCAGCUCUUCCCUGCCAGAGGAGAGGGUGAGCGGGGGUCAGCGCCAGGACAGGCAGGACGGCAGGCAGGAGGCCAACUCCAGGCGCCUAAGGCACAGCCCAAACUUUACUCAGUUCUCUGGGUUGAGCACUUGGGUCCCAGACUUGUCUUGUUGUUCCCUGGCUGAGGUUUAAGAGAGAGUAGAGAGGGUCCCUCGAUUUUUUCCUAAAGGGCUAGAUAGUAAAUAAUUUCAGCUUUAUGGGUUGGAGAGGAUAACAUCAAGGUACUUACAUGACCAUUUAACCAUUUAAAAACCAUUCCUUAGCUUUAUGGGCCUUACAAAUUAGGUCUGGGGCCUGUUAGCGGUAGUUAGCACACCCCAGUCAUACACCCCCAAAAGGGCUUGUCACUGUGGAUGGCUUGGGUGGAAUUUUGAGAAUAAGCUGCUGCAGGAUGGGCCCUUGGGGCUGGAGACCUUUUGUUUAGUUACUGAGGGUAAGCCCACCCCAGUCCAUUUCCACCUGUGUGCAAGGAAGGUGGAAAAGAAAGGGAAAGCCCAAAUGCAGUCUGAGACAAAUUUGUGUUCCUGCUAGUUAAAACAAAACAUAAACAACCUCGGUACCAAGGAAUUUCUCCCUUUUCACCCAUUUGUUCAUUGUAUAUCCACUGUAACAACAUUAAAGGACAUUU
This is a messenger RNA of Nycticebus coucang (slow loris), 1696 nucleotides long. RefSeq names its product LRRN4 C-terminal like (gene LRRN4CL). The coding region runs from base 288 to 989 and encodes 233 amino acids. Gene Ontology annotation, molecular function: protein binding. The record is from RefSeq and is a predicted model, not a curated record. The transcript is spliced from 2 exons. Lineage: Eukaryota; Metazoa; Chordata; Mammalia; Primates; Lorisidae.